AGACACCCCAAAAUAGCCCAACAUACCCCAAAAUCGACUUCAAAAAGACUCAAAACACCCCAGAACACCCCAAAAUCUCCCAAACCCACCUUAAUAAGACUCACAGCACCCCCAAAACAGCCCCAAAUCACCUUAAGGACUCACAACACCCCAAAACAGCCCAAAAUGCCCCAAAACCACAUGGAGGAGGACCCACAACACCUCAAAAUGCCCCAGAAGGGCCUCAAAACAACUCAAAACACCCCAAAAGACCCCAAAAUCACCUCGAUGGGGACUGAAAUACCCCCAAAAUACCCCAAAACCACCUGGAAAAGGACUCAAAACACCCCCAAAAUACCCCAAAAUUACCUCGAUGGGGACCCAAAACACCUCAAAGCACCCCAAAAACACCUCAAAAUGGACUCAGACACUCCAAAAUACCCCAAAAUACCCCAAAACCACCAUGAAAAAGACUCCAAACACCCCAAAAUGCCCCAAAAUCACCUCAAUGGGGACAACACCUCAAAACACCCCAAAAUGCCCCAAAAACACCUUGAGGAGGACUCACAACAGCUCAAAGUACCCCAAAAGGGCCCCAAAACGACUCUAAACACCCCACAGCACCCCAAAAUGCCCCAAAAACACCUCAAUGGGGACCCAAAACACCCCGAAACACCCCAAAAUGCCCCAAAACCACCUGAAAGGGGACCCAAAACACCUCCAUACACCCCAAAACCAGCUCGAAACAAUUCAAAACACCCCAAAACACCCCAAAAUACCCCAAACCACCUCAAAAACGACUCAAAACACCCCAAAACUGCCCAGAAAAGACUCAAACACCCCAAAACGCCCCCAAACACCCCAAAAUACCCCAAAACCACCUCAACGGGGACUGAAAGACCCCGAAACGCCCCAAAAUACCCCAAAAUGCUCCAAACCCACCUUGAUGGGGACCCAAAACACCCCAAAACACCCCAUAAACACCUCAAAGGGGACUCAGACACCCCAAAACACCCCAAAAUACCCCAAAACCACCUUAAUAAGACUCACAACACCUCAAAACACCCCAAAACACCCCAAAAACACCUCGAUGGGGCCCCAAAGUGCCCCAAAACCACCUCAAAGGGCACUGAAACACCUCGAAACACCCCAAAAUACCCCAAAACCACCUCGAAAAGGACUCAAAACACCCCAAAAUACCCCAAAAGGGCCCCAAAACGACUCUAA
This is a messenger RNA of Lagopus muta (rock ptarmigan), 1206 nucleotides long. RefSeq lists its product as uncharacterized. The record is from RefSeq and is a predicted model, not a curated record. The annotation marks the transcript as partial. The transcript is spliced from 2 exons. Lineage: Eukaryota; Metazoa; Chordata; Aves; Galliformes; Phasianidae.